AUGCGCGAAGAAGUACGCAAAAUCGACGAGAAGUUGAAGAGACCGCAAAUAUUCCCUUACGGUAUUCUGCGGUCGGAUUUGUACGGAGGUGUGCUCAACCUCAUCUACGACAUGUUAUUCGACGAUCGAGAGGGCGCAGAGCAUAUUCCAAAGCUUUGA
This is a messenger RNA of Serendipita indica DSM 11827, 159 nucleotides long. The record is from the annotation of a GenBank genome assembly. Lineage: Eukaryota; Fungi; Basidiomycota; Agaricomycetes; Sebacinales; Serendipitaceae.